CUCCCAGUGUCGAAAUCAGGCAGCGGCGAAGGCAGCAUUCGUAACUCGAUGGUGUCGCUCGGCCUUGGUGACCGGCAACCUGCGCCACUUCGGGUUCCGAUGAGCCCAACGCGCCUUCUACCAGCAAGCUUGUUUCAAACUGGGACCGUGAGCAGCUUCAAUAGUAGCAGUACUAGUUCAGUGCAGAAGCGUACAUCACCUAGUGGUUCUCUGAGCAGUCCUUUGUCGAAGCCUCGUUUCUCAGUUGCUGCUUUCACAACAGGCGCGUAUGAGAACGAGGCGCCGGAUAUGACCCCAGAUCAGGCAAAGGCAGAGAUCAUGCGUCGACUCGAGAAGAAGGACAUCACAGCGAGCAGAAAGGGGUCAUCAAAUUCGUCCACCAAGAAGUUCUCUCUGAAGAGGUCGAACACAGCAGGCAGCAGCAAUGGAAGUCCCACCAUAGAUCAUCUCAGCCGAGUCCUCGAAGAAGUCGCAACAGAGGGCAGCCUAUCUCUUGUAAAGGCUGUAGUGUCCAUGGGUGCAGACCCUUCUGGCAGAACAAAGAAAAGCAAAAAUGAGGCAUUAGCGAAAGCAACAACGUCAGGGCACGCAAGGGUGGUUGAUUUCUUGCUUCGCAACGGCGCAAAUUACGGCGAUGUUCGUCUGAAAGUUAAGUACACUCCAAUCGAUUAUGCACUUUUGUCUGCUGCAUACAAGGAACAUGCAGAGCUCGCAAGCUGCCUCAUAGCCUCUCAUGGUGCCAAGCCUGUGGCUGAACAAUGGCCACGCCAGCUCGAAGAUACACAGUACUACUGGGCAGAGACGCAAGUCCAAUUAGCGAAAUUAAGCGUCCUGGAUGGAAUAUCGCGUUGGGAGAACGUUGAAGCUGGCAUGAGCGUCAUGAGGUUCAUCAUGGGCAGCUCCAAAUUUGACCCUGCGGCUCUUGUUUCCGGAUCGUUCGACAGCAAAAGCGAAUUACAGUCUACCAACUACCAGAACCGACCCUGGCAAACCACAUAUGAAGUUUCGGUCCUUGCUUGUUUCGCGGGUGCCGGCUGGGCCGACACCGUCGAGGAGAUGCUAGCUCUGAAAAGUGCCACGAAAGAUUACGAAAAGGAAGAUGAUCUUCAGCAACACCAAGGAAAGAAGACACGCUUCGUCUCCCCCGUUAGUGCGCUCAGUAAAGAGACGUGGCAAAGGAGGCCGGAUGAUGCACUGCGUAUAUUGCAUCUGCUUGCUGACAGAAACUUCGACUUAUGCCUUUCUCAGCGCACACAGACGGACGCGGGACAGAGGACACCUAUGGGUAGGGCUAUUGCGGCAGAUGCAGCGCAAGGCGUUGAGCUUCUUUUGCAGCACAAGCCAACACUGAUCAGAGAAGAAAUUUUCUUCAGGCGUAACAAGAGGGAAACCAAAGCCUUGCCAUUCGUCGUUGCAAUCGCACUAGAUAGGUUAGAAGUCUCGAGAGUGCUGCUUCGAUCUGGUGCCCAUCCCAGAGAUCCCGCGAUUGAGAAUAUGAACACUCUGCAAUUUGCAGCAAGCGAAAACGGCGAGGCAGCAACGGCGGUACUACACGAGAUGCUUCCAAUGGCUUCCGAAUUUACCUACGAGGCACUCGACGUCGCCAUAAGGCGAAAGAACAAGAGCAAUGUGCGCGUAUUAUUGGACUACAUCUCCGCAGCUGCCAGUCGCGGCGAGAUUGCAGCCUUGCCUCCAGUAUACGACUCGAUCCUGCUCUGCACCGAAACUGACAAGGAUGUGGAGACCAAAUUCAGCUACGUCGGACUCAUCGAUAUGAUACAUCAGUGGGACGCAGGCCGAGCUCUGCAUCGGCCGCAACUUCCAUCGAUCCUCAAUGCUAUCCGGAAAGAUAACUACGCCGGAGUCGAGAAGCUGAUGCAACUUGGCAUAGUCACUGGAAAGUCAUUGGUAUUAAAUAGCAAGGCCCGUCCAAUCGGCGAGUUGGGCGAAUGCACAGUGCUGGAGUGCUGCGAGACCACGAAGCGGAGCUCGGAUUGGCUCGCUAUGUUGAGAUACCACGGAGCGCUGUUGUAUUGAUAGUUUCUUCGAGAUGGAGUGAUAGUCCGGCGUUCGAACCCUUUUGAUGCAUUUCUCGACAUGUAUCAUGUGUUGCUAUUGUAAGCAUCAUGAUGUGUACCUGGUUCGGCGUCAGUUGCUGCUUGUUUCAUCACGCCAUUUCCACUAUUG
Didymella exigua CBS 183.55 is the source of this 2187-nucleotide messenger RNA. RefSeq lists its product as uncharacterized. Lineage: Eukaryota; Fungi; Ascomycota; Dothideomycetes; Pleosporales; Didymellaceae. Bases 49 to 2037 code for a protein of 662 amino acids. The transcript has a single exon. The record is from RefSeq and is a predicted model, not a curated record.